AUGGUAACAUCUCCACUUCAGAAGAUGUGUAACACCCUCAAGCUCAACAACCCCUUUAAGAACCGUUUGCUAGUAAUGUUCACGAUGGUUCUUUCUCUCCCCUUCAAUGUUCAAUCGCAAGACGAUGAACAGAACCUGCCGCCACUCCCUCAAACCAUUCAUCCAAGCAAGGGGAUUGUGAUAGCAGUGCUCUCCACCUUGUUUGCCAUAACACUUAUCUUACUUUUAUAUGUGAAGUUCUGUCGAGUCAACCCUCAUCAACUUUUUACCCGAAACUCAAAUCUCCAAAACUUUCACCCAACUCGAUCAAGAUCAAGAGUUUCUGGAAUUGACAAAGAAGUGGUUGAAACGCUCCCUUUCUUCACGUUUUCAUCCCUCAAGGGGUCCAAAGAAGGCCUAGAAUGCACCGUUUGUCUCUCCAAAUUCGAGGACACAGAGACUCUAAGACUGCUUCCAAAGUGCAAGCACGCUUUCCACAUGAAUUGCAUUGACAAGUGGUUUGAAAGCCACUCCACAUGUCCCCUCUGUAGAUGCAGGGUUGAAGCAGGGGACAUCGAGAACCUCAACUAUUCCCUAAGCUCAAGGUUCCUCCGAGUUCCUUCAAAUCUCACGGAGGAGCCAAACCUUGAAAUCAUCGUUCACAGAGAGCCUUCUCAUCGAGGAUCGUCGAGAAGAUGCUUUAGGGACGCGGGGAAUUGCAAGAAACAAGAACUUCUAAUUGGUGAUAGCAGUGGCGGCGGUAGUGCCACAAAGUGGAACAAACAUGUUCACGUGACAAACCAUAAAAUAGUAAUAACUGAUGUUUUUACGAGGAGCAGGUGGAGUGACAUAAAUUCUUCGGACCUGUUGUCGUUGAACAGCGAGAUGCUUAAUGAUGUUUGCAGCACGAGAUUCUGCUUCUGUUCUUUGGAAGCAACCGAAGACAGUGGAAAGCUUCACAGGAGUUGGAGUUGUGAUGAGGAAGAAAACUCGUUUACAGCACUGAAUUCUGCCGAGAAGAGGUGCAUGUCCGAGAUUGCCAAUGUUCCGAGGUUUGCACAAAUGAGGAAGGAGAAAAGGAUCGGAGAAAGUGUGACAUCUAAUGAGAGAUUGGGGAGAGUUUGGUUGCCAAUUGCGCGAAGAACGGUCCAAUGGUUUGCGAAACAAGAAAAGAAUUGGGGCGAAUUAGAACGCAAAACUUUAGCUUCAAAUGUUUGA
Messenger RNA from Sphenostylis stenocarpa, 1197 nucleotides. The record is from the annotation of a GenBank genome assembly. NCBI's taxonomy places the organism in Eukaryota, Viridiplantae, Streptophyta, Magnoliopsida, Fabales, Fabaceae.